AUGGUCAAGACAUAUAUUCUCGCGCCCGACUACUCGACGGCGCCCCCGCCGGACGGCCCCGUCCAGCUUGGUGACCUGCUCACUGAUCUUUCGGAACUCGUGCCGCUGAACGACAAGGACCGAGUGCCGGUCCCCCCGGCCUUCCCGCCUGACUACAAGUACGACUUCAAGGCGACACGGUCGACCCUGCUCAGCGGCAACCUGGGCGUCUGGGCGCAGACCGCAGCCAUCUUCGGCAUCGGCGUCGGCGCCGGCUGGGCCUAUGAAGCCGCUGACACUGACGUCAUCUCGUUCCAGGUCGUCGAGACGCGCUGCUUCAACCCGACAGCCGACUACGUACGCCUCGUCAUGGCCGCGGGUCCCGUGCGUUCGUAUAUGGCAUCGGCGGGGGGCUCGGCGGCUGUUUACAUGAUCACGGGCCUGAAGAUCGGCCAUGGCGCGGCGGUGGAGACAUCGUACAGCCGCGAGAAAGGCAUCAAGCUGAAGCUGGGGUUCACCCACCCGGGCGUGCCCGUCGAAGGCGGGCCUGAAGGCGGCGUACGGAGCAAGAGGGUCGAGGGCAUGUCGUUCGAGGGUUCGACGGACUUUGUGAUUGCGUUCCGCGUGCGCAAGAUCACGUACAAGAAGGGGGUUCUGCAUGCCAUGGUGCAUAACAAGGGGGCGACGUUGCUGGAUGGGACAGAGGGUGAGGCGAAGAGGAAGGAACCCGAGCUGGAAUUCGAGGAAGAGGCUGGGUUGGAGGAUGCGCAGCUGGACUCGGAGAUGGACUUAAAGGCGGUUGAAGGGGACGAGAAUGAUGACAAGGACGAGUCGCUCUGGAUUGUUCCCGAGGUUGCCCAGCUCAACGGUUGA
This is a messenger RNA of Purpureocillium lilacinum, 852 nucleotides long. Lineage: Eukaryota; Fungi; Ascomycota; Sordariomycetes; Hypocreales; Ophiocordycipitaceae. The record is from RefSeq and is a predicted model, not a curated record.